GUUGGGACCAUGGUGUUACCUUCGCGAUUACACUGGAUCAGAAACAGGCCAUGGAGGGACAGGAUCCGGAGGCGCCAGCUCAACCUGUGAAUAUUUGAAGUUAAACUGGGCAUGGCCCCACAUGUCUGAUUACUCACCCAUCAACAUCCAACCUGAAGUCACAAAUUUGGCUUCAGAGAAUGUUGUGGAGCUGAAAGGAUGGCAACUUCAAUUUUCAAGAAAUAACUAGAAACGGAGAAAAUAGCUUUCCAAGUCAUCAAAGAAAACCCAUGGUGAGAAGGAUAUUAAUGGAUUAAAACAGGCAUAAAGAGGAAACUGAAGGCAAAGCAUUGACAAAAUCUAGAAAUGAUUAUCAGCUUCAGCUAAGUCCGAUACUCACCAGCUCCAAGGACAGAGUAGGGAAGCAUCAGUUACAAGUUAGGAGAAACAGCACUGCAGUAUUGUCGGGGAGCAAGGUGAGGGCUUUCCUUCCUCUUUGAGGGUCAGUUGUCAGUCUGGGGCCACACUGCUUCCAGAAGGGCACAGAACUGGAAACCUUUAACAAUGGUUAAAAAAUCUGAUUGCUCUUGUUCUGUCGCCUGCCACUGCUGCCUGAGCCCGAGUGGUUCACUGCACCCUGAAGACAGAUUCCAGACACUGGGAACUCGCGCCUCCAAUCCCAGACACCAUGUCCAGCAAAGGCUCCAUGAGAGUUCUGGCCUAUGGUGGAGGCCUGGACACCUCCUGCAUCCUCGUGUGGGUGAAGGAACAAGGCUAUGAUGUCAUUGCCUACCUGGCCAACACUGGCCAGAAAGAAGACUUCGAGGAAGCCAGGAAGAAGGCACUGAAACUUGGGGCCAAAAAGGUGUUCAUUGAGGAUGUCAUCAGGGAGUUUGUAGAAGAGUUCAUCUGGCCGGCCAUCCAGUCCAGCACACUGUAUGAGGACCGCUACCUCCUGGGCACCUUUCUCGCCAGGCCCUGCAUUGCCAGCAAACAAGUGGAAAUCGCCCAGCAGGAGGGGGUGUCCCGCGGCGCCACGGGUAAGGGGAAUGAUCAGGUCCGGUUUGAGCUCACCUGGUCCUCGCUGGUCCCCCAGAUAAAGGGCACUGCUCCCUGGAGGAUGCCCGAGUUCUACAACCGGUUCAAGGGCCGUAAUGACCUGAUGGAAUACGCAAAGCAGCACGGGAUUCCUAUCCCGGUCACUCCCAAGAACCCGUGGAACAUGGACGAGAACCUCAUGCACAUCAGCUACGAGGCUGGAAUCCUGGAGAACCCCAAGAACCAAGUGCCUCCAGGUCUCUACACGAAGACCUAGGAAACGGUCAAAGCCCCCAACACCCCUGACAUCCUCGAGAUCGAGUUAAAAAAAGGGGUCCCCGUGAAGGUGACCAACGUCAAGGAUGGCUCCACCCACCCGACCUCCUUGGAGUUCUUCAUGUACCUGAACGAAGUCGCGGACAAACACGGUGUGGGCUGUACUGACAUCGUGGAGAACCGCUUCAUUGGAAUGAAGUCCCGAGGUAUCUAUGAGACCCCAGCAGGCACCAUCCUUUACCACACUCAUUUAGACAUCGAGGCCUUCACCAUGGACUGGGAGGUGUGCAAAAUCAAACAAGGCCUGGGCUUGAAAUUUGCUGAGCUGGUGUACACCGCUUUCUGGCAUAGCCCUGAGUGUGAAUUUGUCCGCCACUGCAUCGCCAAGUCCUAGGGGCAAUUGGGAGGGAAAGCGCAGGUGUCCGUCCUCAAGGGCCAGGUGUACGUCCUCAAGGGCCAGGUGUACGUCCUCAAGGGCCAGGUGUACAUCCUUGGCUGGGAGUGCCCACUCUCUCCCUACAACGAGGAGCAGGUGAGCAUGAACGUGCAGGGUGAUUAUGAGCCAAUUGAUGCCACCGGGUUCAUCAACAUCAAUUCCCUCAGGCUGAAGGAAUAGGAAUAUCAUCGUCUCCAGAGCAAGGUCACUGCCAAAUAGACCCCUGUACAAUAAGGAGCUGGGGCCUCCUCAAUUUGCAGAUCCCCCAAGUACAGGCGCUAGUUGUUGUGAUAAUUUGUAAUUGUGACUUGUUCUUCCCAACUGGCAGCGUAGUGGGGCUACCAGGCCCCAGCUUUGUUCCCUGGUCCCCUGAAGCCUGCAAAUGUUGUCAUUGAAGGGAAGGGUGGGGGGCAGCUGUGGUGGGUAGCUAUAAAAUGACAAUUAAAAGAUACACUAGUAAAAAAAAAAAUUGACUGCUCUGAAAACGAGUCUACUGGGCAGUGACAUUCACAUUUCUGAAAUUAAUGCAUACUCUAUUUGCAUUUUCUCUUUUUCCUGUCUUCACCUGUCUUUGACAAUUAGUAAAUAAAUCCCUAAACCUUAUAAAUAUUAUUUUGGGCUAGCCAUGGUUGCACCACCAUGUUUGUAAUCCCAAAACUUUGGGAGAUGGUGGGGAGAGGACUGCUUGAGCCCAUGAGUUCAAGACCAGCCUGGACAACAUAGUGGGACUCUAUCUCUACAAAACAAUCAAAAAAUUAGCUGGGUGUGGUGGCACACACCUGUAGUCUAGCUACUCAGGAGGCUGAGGUGGGAGGAUAGUUUGAGCCCAGGAGUUUGAGGCUGCAGUGAGCCAUGAACACACCCCACUCCAGCCUGGGUGACAGAACAAGACC
Messenger RNA from Pan troglodytes (chimpanzee), 2622 nucleotides. Its product is annotated as argininosuccinate synthase-like. NCBI's taxonomy places the organism in Eukaryota, Metazoa, Chordata, Mammalia, Primates, Hominidae. Gene Ontology annotation, cellular component: cytoplasm. The coding region runs from base 668 to 1294 and encodes 208 amino acids. The record is from RefSeq and is a predicted model, not a curated record. Gene Ontology annotation, biological process: urea cycle; L-arginine biosynthetic process. The transcript has 2 exons. Gene Ontology annotation, molecular function: ATP binding; argininosuccinate synthase activity.